Molecule: messenger RNA, 1011 nt
Organism: Naegleria gruberi
Lineage: Eukaryota; Heterolobosea; Eutetramitea; Acrasida; Naegleriidae
Exons: 1
Coding region: 1-1011 (336 amino acids)
Cellular component (GO): Golgi apparatus
Molecular function (GO): glycosyltransferase activity
Source: RefSeq, a predicted model, not a curated record
AUGAAAAAUAAGCUUCCUACUUAUUGGAUUAUGGCUAAACAGUGGAUUUGUGGAUUGAAAAAGAAUAGGAUUGAUAAUUUUGUCUUGUUUGUCUUUGUUGAUUUGGAUGAGCUUGAUGGUUCCAUCAUGAAGAAUUUGAAAAAGAGGAUUUAUUCAAGUUUGACUGAUAUUCCUGUAGAGAUGAUUAAAGAAGAGGAAGAGAUGAGAAUUAUUCCAUUCACGCCAAAGGAAAUUCCACAAUUGGUUAUUGAUUUUAUGGAGGAGACUCGAUUGGAUCAAUUGGAUAAGGAUGUCGAAAAGUUUUACAAGAAUUUUAUGGAACAAUUCAAGGAAAAGGGAGAGAAUGUUAUUCAGAGGGAAUUAUUUACCAAACAUUGGGAAUUUGUUACAUUGCUGAAACCUAUUAUGGUAUGGAAAUGUGUAAAGAAAGGAUUUAAUGUACUAUUCAGCGAUUUGGAUGUAGUUCUCUUCCAGAAUCCAACAGAUUUCAUGAGGACCUAUCCAGAUACAUCUAAAUUCGACAUUAUUUUCCAAAUUGAAACUUGUGGAACCUACGAAUCACUCCAUAGGGAUGAUAUUAAGAUUAAUACUGGUGUCUAUUAUGUUAAAUCAGAACCAAAGUCCAUUCAAUUUUUAGAAACUUGGAUGAAACCAAUACUGAUUGAUAUUUUGACCAUGUUCAUUCCAGUUGACGUUUCUUUAUUGGAUGGUCCUAAUCCAAAUGGAAGAACCGAACCAACCAAUGAUCAAGCUAUUCUUAACGCUCUCGUUACUAAAUUAAAGAAGAAUGGUAACAUGGAUUUUGUAAACUCAAUUGGAUAUCUUCCAGUACAAAAGUUCCCUAAUAAGUGUCAAUACACAGCUAUUGUGGGACCAGAAAUUGAUGAAACAGGAAAGAAUGAAAUGGUUCUCUUCCAUAUUAAUGGUGUAUGGAUGUCCAGACAAAAAUUGAACUAUUUAAAACAGAGAGAACACUUUUAUUUGGAUCCAAACAACAAGUGCAACAUUUAA